CCAGCCACACAGUGACAAGGUUCUAUCUCAGAUAGGAUAUUGUUAUGAUGAGGUUUCUGUUUGGAUUGUUCUCAUUGGUCCUCUGGUCGCCGGUCACGUGGGCGGAUGUUGACGUCAACGUCAGCAGCCAUUGGGCCGGGGGUUUCCAGGCGCAGGCGUGUUUUGACAUCACACAAGAGCUCCACGAAUGGACGAUAACUCUUACCUUUGAUCAGAAAAUCGACAGUCUGUUUGCUUGGGUGGCUGACGUCCUUGAGGUCAAAGACGACGGCAAGGUCUAUGUCCUCCACAGCCAAUCGUGGAGCCAGGAUGAACACGUCGGAGAUCAUCUGUGUGUUGACAUGAUCGGUCACGGUGAUAACUUCUCUCUCCCUAACGCCACGGCAUCGCUGAACGCGGUAGUAGGAGGUGGAGGGAUAGUCACUACGACGGUUAUAACAGUAAUUCUCCCACCUGGUAAUGGGGUACAUGCCAGUCUUACAGUGGCUAUAUAUAACCCGGACAACAUCCAAGGCUACUUCGACUUUGAUGUCGUUGAGGACAUCUUUGGAUGGGUCAUCAACAUUACUUUCAGCAAACCUUUCAGUAAUAUGACGAACUUCGAGGUGGGUGAUGUCCUGUCCCACUCAGCAGACGGCUACAACUGGCUGGUGGUCAACCGUCCGGAGCACGUCUCCUACCACGCUGGUUCCAAGCUUCACCUCAAGUUUGACGCCCAGUACGGGGGUGGGGGUGUGACUGGUCAAGCUGUCCUGAUCAACUUGGGUAAAGAUAACAUCACUGUCCACGAGGCGCCCAACACCGACAACUCUAAAUACAACUACAACGACUUGCUCCAGAAGUCCAUCCUGUUUUAUGAGGCCCAGCGGUCAGGCAAACUACCGGCCACCAACAGAAUCCCGUGGAGGGGCGACUCGGCUCUGGGGGAUAAGGGCAGUGCUGGGGAGGACUUGACUGGGGGAUGGUAUGACGCCGGCGACCACGUCAAGUUCAACUUCCCCAUGGCCUACUCGGCCACCAUCCUGGCCUGGAGUUACCUGAUGUACAAGGACGCCUACGUCUCAGCUGGUCAGGCGGACUACCUGCUGGACUGUAUCAAGUGGCCGCUGGACUACCUGCUCAAAUGUCACACUGGCCCAGAGGAGCUGUACGUCCAGGUGGGGGACGGCGGGGCUGACCACGGCUACUGGGGACCACCAGAGCUGAUGACCAUGGCGCGGCCAGCCUUCAAGAUCACCACCAGCAAGCCUGGCAGUGAGAUCUCCAUGGACACGGCAGCGGCAUUUGCUACUGGCUACCUGGCGUUUAAGGACAAAGAACCGACCUACGCAGCCACUCUACUCACCCACGCCAAACAGUUGUGGGACUUUGGUAUGAAGUACCGUGGCAAGUACAGCGAGUCUGUCAGCGCUGCGGCAGGUUUUUACAGUUCCAACAACAUAACGGACGAGCUGUGUUGGGGAUCACUCUGGCUCUAUCAGGUGACCAACGACACCAAAUACCUGGACGAGGCCGAGAGAUACCUGGACCACGACCCGGCCUGGGGGAUGUCUUGGGACGACAAGACCAUCGUUAACCAGAUCCUCCUGUACAAGCUGACCAAGAAGGACGUCUACAAGACAGUGGUGGAGAACUCCUUCAAGAACUGGUUCCCCGGGGGUAAUGUCCCCUACACCCCCAAAGGCUUGGCCUACAGGCUGCAAUGGGGCUCGCUCAGAUAUUCCUCCAACAUGGCGAUGGCGGCGCUGGUGGCUGCCGACGCCGGCCUUCACCCUGACGAGUACAGGCGGUGGGCCAUGUGUCAGAUGCACUACGCCCUCGGCGACACGGGGUUCAGCUACGUGGUUGGGUUCGGCAGCAAGUAUCCGCUGAGGCCGCGUCACCGCUCCAGCUCCUGUCCCAAUCAACCAGCCGAAUGCGGUUCUCAAAUUAUACCUCUCAACGACCCCAACCCCCACGUCCUCUACGGUGCUUUGGUCGGAGGCCCGGGUGCGAAUGACGACUACACCGACGACAGAUCCAACUACGUCAACAACGAGGUCGCCUGUGAUUACAACGCCGGUUUCCAGGGUGCUGUUGCAGCUCUCAAGUCCCUGUACCUAAGGGGAGAUCACCCGGAACAGAAAAACAAUGCUCAUUGCCCGUACACCUCGGGCAGCGAAAAUACCGUCGUUGUUGGGUAGACGACCCACAUCACGUGAUCAGAAUUCUUAUGUCAACAAACUAACGCUCAACUUCAUUAGGUAUUCAUUCAUUUUUAAAGUCAACCACGAGUACAGAAGGACGCAUGUGGAGACACCUCAUGAUCUGCCACCUUGACACCAGCAAGUGGUGGUUUAUUCAACACACCAAAUAUAAACUUUACUCGAUACUGUAGGAAUUUCCAACAUUUUUAUUGCAUUUAAAAUAACUUAUCGGAUGUCUUUAAAAACAAGUAACAUUAUAUAACAGUUUACAUUUUCACGUUAAAAAUAAAUACCACAAAAAAAAAAAACAACGAAUUCAUAAGUGUUAUCAAAACAAGCAUCUGUGCACUAUUCAUUUUCUGUAUUUAUCGAUUAUUUUCACUUUCUUAUUCAUUUAAGUUUUAACACAAUAAUUAAGGUACAAAUGAACGUACGUAUAGGCCAAACUUUUCUGAAAUUC
Physella acuta is the source of this 2646-nucleotide messenger RNA. RefSeq names its product endoglucanase 4-like. Gene Ontology annotation, biological process: carbohydrate metabolic process. The record is from RefSeq and is a predicted model, not a curated record. NCBI's taxonomy places the organism in Eukaryota, Metazoa, Mollusca, Gastropoda, Physidae. Gene Ontology annotation, molecular function: polysaccharide binding; hydrolase activity, hydrolyzing O-glycosyl compounds.